AUGACGUCAACAGAUAAUUUGACGUCAAAGCGGGCGGUGAACCAGGGUGCCCAGGAGGUGUUGGAAGGAGUCUCUUAUCAGUCUGGAAUUGGCCAUGAGACCAAUGCAGAUAUAGAGGCUAUUCCAGCCCCAAUACCCAAAGGAGACUUCAAACCUAUUCAGCUCACAAACCCGACAUUGGUGACGUUUGAUCUGGAGACGACAGACCUUAUUCGUGGACAUUGCCUGCCACAGAUAACGCAGAUAGCAGCGUCAGAUUUGGCUGGAACCCGUACAUUUUCUCAGUAUGUUCUACCGACAGAACCCAUAUCUGCUGGGGCUAGGCAAGUCACUGGCCUCUCAGUUGAUGGCGACCGUCUAUUACAUCUUGGACAACCGGUAGAAGCAACAGAUAUAAAGUCGGCCCUACAACUAUUUACUGCCUGGGUGAAGAAAAUUCCAAACUGUGUUCUAGUUGCACACAAUGGUAAAAAAUUCGAUUUUCCGGUAAUUGUAAAUGCAUUGAACUGUGCAGGUGUAUAUGAUAUGUUUGUUGACGGAACAAAAGCACUGGUUGAUUCUCUUUCACUAUUCCGGAAGGUGAUUCCAGGAAGGAAGUCAUACAAGCAGGAAGACCUGGUACAUGACAUUUUGAACACCUCAUAUGGGGCACAUGAUGCUGCAGAAGACGUGCACGCUUUGGGCAGUCUUAUUUCCCAUUUGGACGUUGACAACAAGACAGUAUUGACUCAAAGUUUUAGUGUAAGUGCAGUUUGUAAGAACAUGUUGUUCAACAAGGAGAAAGCCAAAAAUCUUCCAUCAUUGUCAGUGCUUUUAUACAAAUCCAUAUGCAAAGCACCUACGGCUGAAAAUAUAGCAGGGUCUGGUUUGAACUUGCAACACCUUGAAGCUAUAUACAAGCGUGAUGGAGAGGAUGGCCUUACAAAUACUUUCAUAAUGAAAAACAGUGAGGGCCAACCGCGUGUUACGGCAGCGAAACGGAUUUUAGAUUCUGUGAUCCCUAAACUAGUAGAGUUUUUCAAAGAAAAGAAACUUUAAUUUUGGUGAAUGUGAAAAUAGUUUAACAACAUUGUUCAGUUUUGUUAUAAAUGGAAUGUAACUGUUUAGGUUUUUUUUAAUUGAUUGUAACACAAUAACUUUCCAUUUUUCUUGUAAGAAAUAACAUGUACACUUGCAUCCUGUAUAUGUAGUCUUGUAAAAAAACAAUUUCAAUUUAAGAAUUAUGUUCAAACAUUUAUCAUAUGUAAUGAUAAAACACUUAUAAGUGUUAUGGAACUGAGAAAAGUACCUUGUAUUUGCAAAAGCAUUCACAAAUUAUUAGUGUUUGAUAAUAUUAUAAAAUAUCUAUUGAUUGGAUAAUUAUAAGUGAUCGGGCAUUGGUCUAAAUCUGAAAUAGUCUAAGUCAAAAACACAGAUAAUCUGUGUUUAUUGGACUUUUUGCUCAUGUAAAUGAUAAAUUUUGUCAUAAAUUUUAUAAGAAAGAGUUAUUGGAUU
Molecule: messenger RNA, 1494 nt
Organism: Ruditapes philippinarum (Manila clam)
Lineage: Eukaryota; Metazoa; Mollusca; Bivalvia; Venerida; Veneridae
Exons: 4
Coding region: 1-1038 (345 amino acids)
Biological process (GO): DNA catabolic process
Cellular component (GO): cytoplasm
Molecular function (GO): nucleic acid binding; 3'-5'-DNA exonuclease activity
Source: RefSeq, a predicted model, not a curated record